CUAAACGCGCUCACUAACCUACCGACACACACACACACACAUACACACAUACACACACACACAUAUAACACGAGCUGCGAAUAUCAGCGCCAUUGAUCGAUAUAUCAGGAGUGUAAUCGAUCGAUCAGAGGAAUAGAACAAACCGGAAAAUUCACAUCGGAAUUACUUCAUAUAUUUCUGCGGGAGUUCAACAGCUUUCUCAGGUCUCAAUGUGCAACAUGGAGCCUAUUUUACCUGGAUUUAGAAACACACUAAAGCGGCAGGUGGCGUUCGAGACGUUUGACGACCCGAUGUCUCUGUUCUCCGGCUUCUGUCCGCUGGAGGAGGAGCAGGCGGUGCCGUCCGGCCUGGACUACAGCGCUCAGGACGGCGGAGUGUGUGCGGUGCCGCUGCUGACGCCCUGCAGUAAAGCCGUGGUCAGUCAGGCGCUGAUGGACAGUUUCAGCGGCUUCUCGAAGGUCCAGCGCAUCUGUGGCAUCUCCAGCAACCCGUGUAAGUGGAGCAAGCAGCACGUGUCUCAGUGGCUGUACUGGGCGUCCGGAGAGUUCAGCCUCACCAACAUCAACUUCUGCAAGUUUGACCUGAGCGGGCAGGAGCUGUGCGACCUGGGCAAGGACAGCUUCCUGGAUCUGGCUCCGGACUUCGUGGGCGAUAUUCUGUGGGAGCAUCUGGAGCAGAUGAUGAGAGCCUGUCAGGAGGGCGGCGAGCGGAAGCUCUCUGAGUGUGGAUGGACAAGCAGCAGCUCCAGCAGUCUCAGUGUGGAGGAGUGUUCUCUGAAGGUUCCCGAUAACCGCAUGAGUCUCCUCCGGGAGCUGUUCGAGACUGAUUCGGUCCUGUCGGCAUCGGGUCAGGAGCUGUCCAUGUACCCCCGACCUGAGCUCAGCACCGUCAGCAUCCGCUACACGAGCCGCGAGUUCCCCGCCGCUAAAGCUGCGCAGCGUCUCAGCGCAACAGUGUCGUCCCGUGAUCAGACGUCGCUGGAGAGUGUGGAGAGCGCUGAGGAGUGUGUGCUGCGCUCCUGGGGAAGCCACUCGUCUCUCGCCGACGCCCAGCGCGUGCCGUCCUACGACAGCUUCGAGGAGGAGUUAGGCUCCGCCCCCCUGGGUCUGGCCAAACAGGGGCUGUCCUUCAAAGACUACGUCCAGGAGCGGAACGAGCCGCCGGAGCAGGGCAAGCCUGUGAUCGCUGCCGCCGUGCUCGCUGGCUUCACCGGCAGUGGCCCCAUCCAGCUGUGGCAGUUCCUCCUGGAGCUCCUGACGGACUCGAGCUGCCAGAACAUCAUCAGCUGGACCGGCGACGGCUGGGAGUUCAAGCUCACCGACCCCGACGAGGUGGCCCGGCGCUGGGGGAAGAGGAAGAACAAGCCGAAGAUGAACUACGAGAAGCUGAGUCGAGGCCUGCGCUACUACUACGACAAGAACAUCAUCCACAAGACUUCUGGGAAGCGCUACGUCUACCGCUUCGUCUGCGACCUGCAGAGCCUGCUGGGAUACACGGUGGAGGAGCUGCACAGCAUGCUGGGAGUGCGAGCGGACACCGAGGACUGAGGCGUGUCGUGCGGACCCGGAGAGGUCUGGUUUCUCGGCCUGUGUGACGGAGACUCGAGGAGUUCUUCUGCUUUAUCCAGACGUUCGCUGAGGUCAGGCUAACGGAGAGAGCAUCACUGAACCUUUACUGUGAACUUUGACCUCAGACAUGGAUCUGUCCUGUGUUUGGCGAGCGAUCGACUGAUCUCGCUCAGGGUGAAGAGACGGAUGAAUGUUUACGUGUUUACCAAAGCUACGAGUCGUCUCAGUGCGCCGACCUCUGAGAAACUGCUGUAAUCUGAACGUCUCGUCCGGCUCUCUCGACUACACGUCUGCUGUACGAGUGUGUCCUAUAUCUGACAUAUUCCACUGGGGUUCAACUGCUCACACACACACACACACACAACAGACACUCUUUGCAAAACAUAAAACACAAUUCUCUCUGUAACAAACACUCUUUACUGAACACACACCGAUCAUGGCUUUAGAACAGGCCUGUAAAGGUCAAAGGUCAAGAUCUGGGUGCUUCGGACUGUAAUACUGUAUUCACAGCCACAAACGCUUACAGUCAAAAUAGAUGGUUUGGGUUCAAUGUUGCUUUCGUGUUUACCGUGAACGCUUCAACAUCUCGGCCGAUGACUUUCACUCGUGUCCAGAAACGUUCAUCUGAGCUUCAGGUUUUCAGUAACUGUGUGUAUAUGAUAUAUCCAGAAAUAUUAUAUUAUGGCAGAGGUGUUUACAGCGCUUUUGAGGUGUGUGUGAUAUUCUGAAUGCGGUGCUUCAUUUAGCAGGAGAUGUGCGGCGUUUUCAAUUCUUGGAUUUGUGUGUAAAGUGUUGAAAAAAAAUAAUGUAAGCAGCUGCAGUUUUGCUAACGUUCCCAUUAUGUUAUGAAAACGUUAUUUCUGAAUAUUCUGUCAACUAUUUUUUUAAAUGUUUUUUUGUUGUUGUUGCUAUGUGAAAAGAACGUUGUGUUAUCAUGACUGGAAGAACUGUUGUUCAUCUCUCGGAGAGAACGUUUCCCGGACUAUUAUUAUUCUCAUAAUUUAUACAGAUCUGUAAAUGUGUUUAUACGUGUGUAUUUGAUUGUUUUCUGGGUUCAGACGGGUUAAUAUGUUUAUUUGACAGAUGAUGUACGAGCGAGAGAUUAGUGAUCAGCUCAAGUGUUUCUAUGGAUCUUCUGAAUCACUCAGUCUUUAUUAUCAAACCUUUAUUAGUCAAACAUGUGAUGUUCGUCCUCUGAACCGAGUGACUUACACUGGUGGAAACAUGUUCACUAUGACUGUGUGUGUGUGUGUGUGUUGGAAUGUUUGAGAGGCAUUUGACUCAUAAGAAUCUGUCCAGACGUGCAUCUUUAUGCAGUUUAAUAACUCUGCGAAAGUCAACAAAUAAAUUCUGUUUAACUGA
Messenger RNA from Pimephales promelas (fathead minnow), 2930 nucleotides. RefSeq names its product ETS proto-oncogene 2, transcription factor (gene ets2). Gene Ontology annotation, cellular component: nucleus. Gene Ontology annotation, biological process: cell differentiation; regulation of transcription by RNA polymerase II. NCBI's taxonomy places the organism in Eukaryota, Metazoa, Chordata, Actinopteri, Cypriniformes, Leuciscidae. The record is from RefSeq and is a predicted model, not a curated record. Gene Ontology annotation, molecular function: sequence-specific DNA binding; DNA-binding transcription factor activity, RNA polymerase II-specific.